AUGAAAGAAACAGGAUCACAAGCAGCACCUCCUUCAUGCUUUAAACAGUCCAGUUUGCCACCAACGAAUGAAUUUAAAAAUGGGAUGAAAAUUGAAGCCUGUGAUCCUCGUAAUUUGACUUCUAUCAGUAUUGCCACCGUAGUUGGCAUGCAGGGACCACGAUUACGUUUGCGGCUUGAUGGCAGUGACAACAAGAAUGAUUUCUGGCGGCUGGUUGAUUCCUCAGACUUGCAUCCAGUUGGUUACUGUGAAAGAAUUGGAGAGUUGCUUCAUCCUCCUCUAGGCUUUAGGAUGAAUGCAUCUUCCUGGCCAAUUUUUUUACAGAAAACUUUGAAUGGAGCUGAAAUAGCCCCUGAGAAAUGUUUUAAAAUGGAGCCACCUUCGCCACAUUCAAAUGAUUUUAAAGUGGGCAUGAAACUGGAGGCUGUUGAUCGAAAGAAUCCACAGUUGAUAUGUCCUGCUACGGUGGGUGCAGUAAGUAAUGAUCAAAUCUACAUCACCUUUGAUGGCUGGAGAGGCGCUUUUGAUUAUUGGUGUCGAUUUGAUUCCCGUGAUAUCUUCCCCGUGGGGUGGUGUGCAAAGAGUGGACACCCUCUACAGCCACCAGGACAAAAAGGCACGUCGCAGUACAAACUGAACAAGGUGAUAAAGCACCGACCCAUGGUGCUGAACCUGCCUGCUCCUGGGGCUCCGUCAUCCAGUCAAGUGACCACCCAUGGUCAGACCAGCACCACCCCAGCCACAAGCCCAGGGGGUGGGGGGCAGUCGCGCUCCUCUCUCGCCAGCCCCUCCAGCCCUGACCGACAGCUCUCCCCACGAGAGGCCCAUUCCCCGGUAGUCAUGAUUACAGAACCUGAUACAAGUUCCACACUUAACAGCACCACAGUGUGUGUCUACAUCAACCGUUGUUGUAACCCUGGCAGUUAUUUGAAUCCUCGCAAGGUCCAACAGUUACCUCUUCAUUAUGGUCCCGGUACUUUACAAAGAGUCCUUCGAGAGGUGGCACAAGGAUGCAUAGAAUGUGGCAAUCAUGAACAGACAGUCUUCAACUUAUUAAAAGAUGGAAGCAGCAAAGUCAUUGUCACAGGUACACGCCUAUCAAACAAUGGCAACAGAACGUACACAAAACGAUUACCCUCAGCAUUCAAGAUCUCAGAUUUCUGGAGUUAUUUGGAAGGCAUGAUGGAGGAACUGGGUUGUUGUGAGAAUUUUCUAUCAAGUCAGCCUCUAGAAGGACGCUGUUCAAAAUGUCUUAAAGUCAGCACCCACCGAAUCAAAAUUGAAGAAGACAGCCCAGAAUCUCGCGAAACUCGUGAAUCAAGAGAGUCACGUGAAACCCGGGAGUCUCGCGAGCCUCGAGAUUCUCGCGAGCCACGUGAUUCUCGUGAGCCACGAGAAUCUCGUGAGCCACGUGAUUCUCGAGAGUCUCGCGAAUCAAGGGAGUCCCGUGAGUCACGAGAAUCCAGACACCACAAAGGGCCUCGGCGACGGUAUUCCACAGAAUCAAUAGACAGCCAAAAAGGAGUCCGUAUGCAUAAAAUUCAACGGAAAAUGUCUGCAUAUGAAGCAGAAGCCAGUUCUACGACAUCUGAUCACAGACCACACAAACCAACCGGUGAUCCUUCAGAUUGGUCCAUUGAUAACGUGAUCAACCACAUUUGUGAUACUGAUCCUGCAUUAGCACCACACACAGAAGCAUUCCGUAAACACGAGAUUGAUGGGAAGGCCCUGCUUCUGCUGAAUAGUGAUAUGAUGAUGAAAUAUUUGGGUUUGAAACUUGGCCCGGUUUUGAAGUUGUGUAACAUUGUAGACAAAUUACGAAGCUCUGUGGUUGGUGGCAGCGGUUCCGGUCCAGGGGGAAGCAGCAGCAGCAGCGGGCGAAAAAAAUCAACUUCAGAUCAUCAUGGAAGAAAAGAGAAUUUAAUUUCCAAUUUCAUCAGGUCUUUGGGAGAACCAAGAGAUUUGCCUAUUGGUGAGCUCUCUUGUGUCAACUGA
This is a messenger RNA of Acanthosepion pharaonis, 1995 nucleotides long. The record is from the annotation of a GenBank genome assembly. NCBI's taxonomy places the organism in Eukaryota, Metazoa, Mollusca, Cephalopoda, Sepiida, Sepiidae.